Molecule: messenger RNA, 1726 nt
Organism: Ctenopharyngodon idella (grass carp)
Lineage: Eukaryota; Metazoa; Chordata; Actinopteri; Cypriniformes; Xenocyprididae
Gene: snapc2
Product: small nuclear RNA activating complex, polypeptide 2
Exons: 5
Coding region: 271-1515 (414 amino acids)
Biological process (GO): snRNA transcription
Cellular component (GO): nuclear body
Molecular function (GO): RNA polymerase II general transcription initiation factor activity
Source: RefSeq, a predicted model, not a curated record
UGUAACAUCUAUACUGUAUAAAACAUAAAUGAGAGCGUCAUUUGAAAUUGCACUUACGCAAACGCAUUUUUAGCCUCGUGGUUUUUGAACCUUUUAGUGACUCGUAGUGAGAUACGGGUACUACCGAAUACCCGCUGGACUUGUGUUGUGACAAAGCUAGUAAGUUACCGAAGUUUCUAAUGUGUUGACUGUCCAUCUAGUUUAUAGUAAUUUCAUUUGAAUAGGCAAUUUCAAGGUACACUGGACGUAACUUUUAUCUAAUCAGCAACUAUGAAACCUCCAUUUCGUCAGCGAACUGAACCAUCACGCUUUCUACGUAAGAACGCUGAGCAAGACCAGACACUGAGUGCAAACUCGUUCUGCAAAGGAUGGGCUCGCAAAGAUCUACAGAACUUUUUGCAAGCUUUGAAGCAGCAGUGGAAUUUUGAAUCAGAGUUAGAUCUGACUGAGAUUCAAAAGAAAGUUCCCCAACGAUCUCUCAAAGAGAUUGAAGACCUGAUAAAGUCACUGAAGUCACGUAUGCUGCAGAAGGUUUAUCUACAGGUUCAAAAUCAGAGGAGGGAGAAUCGCAAGGCCAAAGUUCCCAUUGAAAUCUGGGCAGAGCUGGUACAGAAAAUCUCCAGAUCCCAUGAGAAGACUAUUUCCUCUGCCUUUUCCCAGAUGCUUGUGAUUGCUGCCACAGAGCCCUGUGGCCUGAUGCACUCUGAACCUCCACACCCUAUCAUCCAAACACCUGCUUUCUCCACCCCUCACCCUUCUCAGAUUUCUGCCUCAGGCAUGAGCCCAAGUCCCAGCAUUUUCACUACCUCCACUGCGUUUCUAAUUCAGCCCAACUCUAAUUCUAAUGCUGUUGACCAUAUUAGCACAUUUGAUAAUGCAUCAAGCAGUCCACCUCUAGUGCCUAACACACCUGAAACACCAACAUCCUCACAGAUGACAAGAAGCCCAAGCCAGCUGCAAUCAGAAACAGAACUAACAGUGUCCAGUCCUGUUUCCACUGGUCCAGUGUCACCAUCAGUUUCCUCAAAUACGCACAAUCCAGUUCAGUUAGAUCACGAUUACUUAGAGAAUGCUGAACCAAGAAUCAAGCCAAGAAUGCUGAAGUGUGUUGUGAAGUUUGACAGGAUUUAUCAGUAUUUGAGUAACAUCAGCUCUACGACCGGCAAUUUAGCCCUUACUUCUAUGGAGAGCGCAGUGUUGUUGGAUAUGCUGAUGAGUUUGCCUGAGGAGCUCCCCUUACUGGACUGCAAGGAACUUCAACAUCACCUCCUCCAGUUACACUCAAAGCUCUCCAAAACUGCAAUAAUGCCAGCUUCAAACGUCCCAUAUGCUAAUGUAGCUGAUUCUACUGCAUUAACACAUAAACUUAUGACUACUACUGGAUCCUCCACUGAGUCAUCUGUCAUGGAACCAGCAAAGGCCAAAGACUGGGCUACGGCUGGCACCUGUCCUCUCAAUCCUUUGUUAGUUCCAGUAACCUUGCUGAAAAGACUGUCUCUGGAUUCUGACAAAUGAUAUGCUUGGGCUCAGCUGAAUUCUGAAGGGUUUAGCCUAAAUAAUGUUCUGUGUGGGUCUCAUAUUUCACUCUUCUACAGGUUCAGAUUUGCUUCUUUCUUUUGUUUGUGUGUAUGAUUUAUUCAUAUUGUUUCACUACAUUUGAGUUGAUGAUUCUGUUAAAGUUUCAUAAAAAAUAAAUGUAACAUUGAAUAAAGUGUCUACAUCUUCA